This is a messenger RNA of Betta splendens (Siamese fighting fish), 3533 nucleotides long. It is a transcript of the gene rasip1, whose product is annotated as Ras interacting protein 1. Gene Ontology annotation, biological process: regulation of GTPase activity; negative regulation of Rho protein signal transduction; angiogenesis. Gene Ontology annotation, cellular component: cell-cell junction. The record is from RefSeq and is a predicted model, not a curated record. The coding region runs from base 269 to 3346 and encodes 1025 amino acids. Gene Ontology annotation, molecular function: GTPase binding. NCBI's taxonomy places the organism in Eukaryota, Metazoa, Chordata, Actinopteri, Anabantiformes, Osphronemidae. The transcript is spliced from 15 exons.
GACCCAGAGAGGCUGAGAGCUAGUGGGAGAGAAGAAGUAGCUAUUCAGUGGGCAGGCAACAUUUCUGUGCAUUGAACACAAAAGAAAUGGAUAAUUCGCAUUAGGGAACCUUGUGUAGACGCGCAAGAGGUUCAGGCCUUCAAAAAUGGCAUUUUAUUGUAGGGAAAAAGGAAAAUGCAAAGUUAACGGAUUACUUUGAGCUACGCAUUUGGGUUUUGGUAGUAAAGAAUCAUCAUAACUCUUUUUGACAAAUUGGAAUUAUCUGUGGAUGGAGGGGUCUGGCAGCCCGCGCUUCAGAAAGCUCCAUUUCCCGGUGGGCCUGUGGAUCAACUCGCCCAGGAAACACUUUGCCAAGCUAGGCGGUCGCUGGCCAAGCGCUGUCUCCGUCAAGUCGACCACUAGCUCUGACGCAGCCUCCAUCCACGAGGUCCCGGCUGCUCCUUCUUCUUCCCUUUCCAUCUCAACCCCCUCGCUGGCUUCCCCUGCCCAGUCCCCGUCUCCCUCCCCAGCCUUCCUCAGGCCACGGCCGGCCGGCUCCCAGUCCCGCACAAAGCGCCUUUCCCACCUGUUCCUGCGAGGGCGCUCCAACAGCGACCGGGACCGGGCGGUAGGGGACAGGGAGAGAGAGGUUUGGGCCCAUUCGGCUGCCCCAUCCUCCCACCACUACCUGCCCCCCGCCUCGUCCUCGGCCCCGGGCCUCAUCAAGAUCUAUGGGGAUGCCCUGUCCAGCGGGGCCAACUAUCGCUCCCUGCUGGCCACCGUUAACUCCACAGCCCGGCAGCUCAUUGCCCAGGUCAUCACGCGCUACACUGAGCGAGAGAGGGAGGAGACAGAUGACGCAGCUGUCCAGAAACACAGCCCAGAGGACUUCCUGUUGUGUGAUGUCAUUGGAAAGCCCAUCCAGCAGCCAGAUGGAGCUAUCAAAUGGGAGACAGAGUGCCGGAGAAGUGUUGCCCCAUGGGAAUGUCCUCUGCUGUUAGUGGACAUGUGGCGGCCUAAGGACGGGUUUGAGCGGCGCUUCGAAAUUCAAAGGAAGGACGACUAUGAGAGAGAGGAGAGAGAGAGGGAGAAAGAGCGAGAGAGGGAAGGGGAGAACUACCAAGGCGUGCGCUGGCGGCGGAGCAGGAUGUCGUCGGGGGGCGGUUCUGAGGACAGCGAGCGCGGUCACCGCGGACGGAACACGGAACUCAGGAGGAGCAUCAGCGACAUGAACCUGAGUCUGCGGCGUCGCCAGGGCAACCACGUCAGCGGCGACCCGCGCGGCCCCGGGGGCCGGGCCAAUAACAACGGCGCCGUGCGGGACAGGAAGAACAUCGUGAGCAUGAUCAGCCCGCAGCCAGGCGAGAUCAGAGCACCGAAAGCAGAAGCCAAGGUUGGCUGGAUGAACCAGCCAGAGGACGAGAAGGAUUAUUCCAGCUGUGACCUGGAAGCAAUGUCCCAAAGCCUGAUCCUCCCGCCCACGGACCGGCCCUACUUCCUGUUGCUGCAGGGCUACGAUCAGAGCAAGGAUUUUGUUUUGUACAUCAUGGCGGCACAUGUGCACGUAUUUGGACGGAAGCCCACACUGAGGGAGAAAGAAAAGGACCGGGAGAGGGAGAGGAAGGGCAAGAGGCCUCUGAAGGUGGACACGUUCCUCUCGGCUCCCGACCUUUUGCCCAGACACCUACUGGUCAGAAGAGACUCUGCGGUGCCGGAGGCGCCCACCGGACAAGGUGGAACCACACUUGGCGACAGCUCGAAGCCGAGGUAUAGUUGCACUGUAUGUUUUCACUCUAGCGACUCCAUUUCCAUCCCAGCUCUGAUGCGGCCCUUCCGAGGAGGAGUAGUUACCCACAACGGGGUGGCUGUCUACAGGGAGACGGCCCUGAGGCCCGGGGACGUCAUCGGCCUGGGGGACCACUUCCUCUUCCUGUACCGAGACCCUCGCGUGACCCCGGCGCCACCGCUGGCUCUGACGCUGCCGUGGCAGGCCGACGUCGCCACCACCUGCUGCCCCUCGGGCCUGGUGGACAGGCAGGAAACCCUGAGGCAGUACCUGGGAUCCACCGAGGCGGUUCUGAAGUUCCACCCCCGCCACGCAGAUUCCCUGCUACAGGAGAUCAUCUCAAAGAAUUCCUCUCCGGACUCUGGAGGUGGACCGCUGGCUCCAGCGUAUCUCCUGUCGAUCAUGAUCGAUCACGCCUCUAAACACCUGGACCCCGCUCUCACACCGCAGAUACUACUCAAGUCAGCCAAUCUAAUUAAAGAAAUCGUCUGGGAUAACAUUAAGGAAUUUGGGGAUAAGCAUCCCACGCAAAAUCCCACAGAGCAAGAAGGUGAGAUCACCGCGCCGAACGUGCAGAAGCUCUCGUCCGACCUCCGACCCCUGAUGUUCUGGAUGUCCAACGCCACCGAGCUGCUGAACUUCUUCCAGGUCAAAGUGGAGAACAUGGAGAAGGAGUGGGAGUUUGAAGCCGCCGGCGACCCGGUUCUGACCGCCGACAUGGACACCUGCUCGGAGGCGCUGGCGCAGCUGGACGACGUCAUCAUGCACACCUUCCAGCAGUGCGUGUACCACCUCACCAAGACCCUGUACUCACUCCUCCCGGCCCUCCUGGACACGAACCCCUUCUCCAGCGACGACAAGGAGAAGGAGAAGGAUGGAGCGCGCGGCCCCGAGGCGGAGGAGAAGGCGGCGGGGGGGGCGGAGGCGGACGACGUGUCGGCGCUGCCGCCCAGAGUGGCCGGGCUGGUGGAGGUGUACCGCUGCUCCCUGGUGCUGUCGCGGGAGGCGUGUCUGUCGCCACCGCUCACCUCCCAAACGUUUGGCUACCUCUUCUUCUUCACCAACACCUCCCUGCUCAACACGCUGCUGGAGAGAGACGGGCUGUUUUCGUGGUCCAGAGCGGUCCAGAUCCGAACAAACCUGGACCUGGUUCUGGACUGGCUGCAGGGAGCUGGACUGGGAGACAUUGCUUCUGAAUUCAUGAAGAAACUGUCCAUCACAGUCAAUUUCCUAUGUAUUCCCAAGACGCGCCUUAUCCAGUCGUCUUGGACAAGCCUUCAGGAGGAUCAUGUCCUGCUCAGCCCUUCCCAGCUGCACCACCUGCUCACCCACUACAAACUGGGACCAACCAGAGCCCCACCAGCAUCCUGGGCGCCUCCACCAGGCACGGAGCUGAGCGGAGACAUCUUCGAGAGCUUCCUGGACCACCCUCCUCUCAUCCUGCCAAACGAGACGCCACGCCUCGACCUCUCCCAGCCAAUCCCAAGCCCCGAGCUCCAGAAGGAAGUCACACGUCUCCGCACCUUCUUGUGGGGACUUGACCAGGAUGAGCUGCCUGCCAACCAGAGGACUCGGCUCUGAGGCUCCGCGGAUGGAGGACAGACGUGUCGGCUGCAUUGUCCCUUCCAAGAUAUUUCUAUACUGAUUCAUUUACUCGGUUAUUUCACGUUAACAUAAUUGUAUUGGCUUGUGCUACGUCUCCACGUGUGUUAGGCCGUUAAGCUUUAUGUGAAUGCUUUUUUUGGCUUUAAUAAAACGCUGAUUCAGG